Messenger RNA from Aquila chrysaetos chrysaetos, 1168 nucleotides. It is a transcript of the gene CBX5, whose product is annotated as chromobox 5. The record is from RefSeq and is a predicted model, not a curated record. Gene Ontology annotation, molecular function: chromatin binding. Gene Ontology annotation, cellular component: nucleus; pericentric heterochromatin. Bases 137 to 709 code for a protein of 190 amino acids. The transcript is spliced from 5 exons. Gene Ontology annotation, biological process: chromatin organization; negative regulation of transcription by RNA polymerase II. Lineage: Eukaryota; Metazoa; Chordata; Aves; Accipitriformes; Accipitridae.
GCGGCGCCUGCGCGCUGCGGGCGGUUUUGGCGGGUGGAGCGCGGAGCGGCGGCGGCGGCUCGGAGGAGCGGGCAGACCGCGGCGGACGGGCCCGCGCCGGAGCCGCUCCCCGCCCAGGAUCCGUGGGCGCUGCGCUAUGGGCAAGAGGAGCAAGCGGCCAGCCGACAGCUCGUCCUCGGGAGACGAGGAGGAGUAUGUGGUGGAGAAGGUGCUGGACCGGCGCGUGGUGAAGGGCCAGGCCGAGUACCUGCUCAAGUGGAAAGGCUUCUCCGAGGAACACAAUACUUGGGAGCCGGAGAAGAACCUGGAUUGCCCGGAGUUGAUCUCGGAGUUUAUGAGAAAGUAUAAGAAGAUGAAGGAGGGUGACGGGAACAAACCACGGGAGAAGGUGGAGAGCGCCAAGAGGAAAGGAGGGCUGCCCGCCGGCGGGGAGGACGUCAAGGCCAAGAAGAAGAGGGAGAGCAACGACAUCGCCCGGGGCUUCGAGCGGGGGCUGGAGCCCGAGAAGAUCAUCGGUGCCACCGACUCCUGCGGGGAUCUCAUGUUCCUGAUGAAGUGGAAGGACACAGACGAGGCCGACCUGGUGCUGGCGAAAGAGGCGAACCUCAAGUGUCCCCAAAUCGUCAUCGCCUUCUACGAGGAGCGGCUGACCUGGCACGCCUACCCCGAGGACACGGACAGCAAAGAGCGCGAGACCCCCAGGAGCUAAGGCGGCCCCCCCACACCUCCCCCUGCCCCUGUACAUAGCCCCCCCCCCCCCAUCAUCUCGUGUGUUGUCGUCCCCCCCCCCUCCAUGUCCCCAGGGAUCACCUUGCCCCUCCCCACAGCCCCCCUGGGGACAGGGGAGGGGACAGUCAUGCCCUUGGGGGGGGGGAUGGAUGGAUGCAAUGCUUCCUCUCCUCCCCCCCCUGCUGCCCUCCUCUUUGGGGGUGUCUGAAGGGUGGGGGGUGCCCCCCCCCCCUCCCUGCAUCCCCCUCUCCCCCCCAGACAAGGGGGUGGGGCAGGUUUGGGGGGGCUCAGCCCUGGUUUUUUGCUGUUUUUUCUAAGAUUGGUGUUUUUAGCCAGGGCCACCCCCCCCCAGGGUGUCCCUGUGUCCCGUCCCACCCCCCCCCCCCGUCAUGUGUGUGUCCCCCCCUCGUAUUUGCUUCCAAUAAACGGUCACUUUUCA